GGCGCGACCCGAUCGCGCGCUCCGCCCGACGCGACGCGACCGACGCCCGCGACUACCCACCGUCACGUCGAACACACACAAUACACCGCUAAUGCGUUCUGUUUACAAUAUUACAUUAACACGUGCCCCCGGAUCUGAUGGCCGACGGUAGGGUCACGUGAACUACUUGUAUUCGCCUACAACAACACCCCAGCGAGAGGAACAACAACGUUUCUGCUAUAGCCGCGGUAAUCGCGGUGUGUCAGUGCGUACGAUUCCGCAAGAUGCGCGCGCGUAGCGGGUAACCAAUCAGCGUGGCGGGGUACGGGCGGUACGCGGGCGGCGCUGGCGCCUACCAUGCGCGAGCGCCCACCGUGCCGCUCAAUGCCAUGUCCCGGAGAUUAAGGCACCCGCUUGUCAAGCAAGAGGAUGCGGAUUCGAAAUCUGAUGGCGAGCCUAUCAAAUUGCCUGAGAACCUGGAGAGCCUGCCUCGAGCAGAACAUUUUGCUGCCCAGCGACAUCGAUGGAACACCAAUGAGGAAAUCGCAGCAAUACUCAUCAGCUUUGACAAACACAGCGACUGGCAGUCAAAAGAGGUCAAAAUACGGCCAAAAAGUGGCUCAAUGCUGCUGUACAGCCGUAAGAAGGUCCGCUACCGACGUGAUGGCUACUGUUGGAAGAAAAGAAAAGACGGGAAGACCACCAGAGAAGACCAUAUGAAGCUCAAGGUCCAGGGAACGGAGUGUAUCUACGGAUGCUAUGUCCACUCUGCCAUCUUACCCACAUUCCAUCGGAGGUGUUACUGGCUUCUACAGAAUCCAGAUAUAGUGUUAGUACACUACCUGAACGUGCCAUACCCAGAUGACAACAAACUGGCAACGGUAGCACCUAGUCUGGCCCUUUGGGCAGACAAGAAGGAGUGGACUAAGGAUGAGCUGGUCUGCCAACUGAAGCCAAUGUUGUCUUCUGUUUCAGUCUUCAGCGAAGACGAUUCUGACCACAACAAUGACUUGGAAAUUUCGGGCAAAAUGUUUCAGACCUCGGAAACCGUCGAAGUCAUCGUAACUCAGCUCAUGGAGAAGCAGAGAGCUGCCAGGGCUGCAGCUUUGGCGAGACAGCUGGAGUGCGGCUGCCCUGACUCCACCUGCAACGAUUCAAGAAACUGUGCCCACCCCAUGCGCAGAGUUCAAGCUGCAAAACCACCACCUUCAGAUCACCAAGUGUCAUCAACCACCGGCCCGUCUCCGAGACCCAUGUCUCACCCACCCAGGCAGUACACCAGAGACCAUAGACCUGCACAACAAUCAGCAUCUCCAUUACUUUUAUCUUUAGGCCAAAUUCAGGGCGGCGGUGGUCUCCUAAUUUUGAAUGGAACGAGCAACGGAACUCAACAAAAUUCUUCUUUGGUAUCUCCAUUAUCAGUGACGUCAUUCGUCUGUGAAGAACCCCGUGAUAGGUAUAGGCAGCAGUACAAACCCACUUUUGUUUUAAAACGUGAAAUUCCGGACAGUCAACCUACGGUAGUUCAAACCACUGAGACAAAGUUUGAAAUUGAGCCUAAAGAGGAAAAAAUAGAUGUUGAUGUAUUUGAAAGGAAAAUUAAAGUGGAGCCAAGAAGUAGUGUCAGUAGAAACCAGGUUAUCGCAAGUGCGCCGGCGACUCCAUCAAGAUAUCCCGAUUUAGUAGAAAGAUUAGAAAGUAAAGUUUUGACAGAAAACUGUGAUGAUACUUUAGUGCUGCUCGGUACAGACAGCAAUUUAGGUUCUAGUGGGUUCUUUGAUGAGACUCUUGAAUUAUCGCAUGAAGAUAUUCAAAAAACUUUGUCGGCUAAUAUGCCUACUUGUGAGCUGGAUAGGAACGGUGUGAGGCAUACUGAUACGGCUAAUGUGAUGGUGUCUGGUAUAGAUACAAUGGACUUUAUAGACAGUUGUGAAGUUGUGGCUUCGCCUGCUACAGGAGUUGAUGAUAAUGUGUUUGUGAAUCUGGACGCUUUUGAUAUGCUAGGAGACUUUCCGGAAUUGGAAGUGUUGGAUCCCAGUGGGAUGUCAUCGAAUCCAGUGUCCUUUUUCCUUAAUUUUCAGACUCUUUGUGACAAGUCUCCACCAGCCGAAGAUACUAGUGAGAAAAUGCAGACUGAGAGUAGUAGUGAAGGUACGCUGAAUAUAACGGAUUAUUCUCCGGAGUGGGCCUACCCUGAAGGUGGAGCGAAGGUUUUAGUUGCUGGCCCUUGGACAGACACGUCAGAUCAGUAUACUGUACUAUUUGACAACUUCCCCGUGCCAUCGAUUUUGGUCCAAAAUGGACUUUUGAGGUGUUACUGCCCAGCUCAUGAGGCAGGAUUAGCAGCGUUGCAAGUGGCUCGGGGAGGUCGCGUUGUAUCGGACACGGUAGUUUUCGAAUACAAGCCUGGCCCAGCACCUGCGCCGUCAUCUCCCGCGUCUGCACCACUGCCAUCGCUGGACUUAAGAAGGUUUUCGCUGCUGCAGCGCUUACAGCGGUUACAAGGUCGUUUGCAAAUGAAAAUUGAACCUGCUGAUGAAAACAGCCAGAUUGAAGACGUUCAGCUGUAUUCCAAUCCAAAAUUUGAAGAGCGUUUGGUUUCCUUCUGUCGGUCUUUGAGUAGUCGGUCUACUGGUACUUCAGAGGGAUUCACAACUGAACCGAAUGAGGAUGGCUCCACGAUAUUGCAUUUGGCUGCUGCACUAGGGUAUACCAAGUUGACUACAGUCCUGCUGAGGUGGAGGCAGGAUGACACCAGCUUAGCUUUGGAAAAAGAAGUCAAUUUGGGUGCAAGGGACAGUGACAACUGUACACCUUUGAUGGUGGCUAGUGCAGCCGGCCACGUGGAGACGGCCGUGGUGCUGGCGCGGUGGAGCGCGGGCACGCGGCGCGAGGCGGGCGCGCGGGCCGCCGCCGCCGCCGCGCGCCGCGCCGGCCACUCACAGCUCGCGGCCUUGCUGGACAGGAUACACCCGCCUGCUAAAGAUGGAGUCUUUCUUAGGCCACACAGUUUAUCACAAAAGAGCCGUGCUGGUAGUUUGGAGAGCAACCUGGUGAAGAGGCCGUCAAUAGACUCUGGAAUCAACAUGGCCGACGCGUUUAGAUCUAGUUCUGCUAUUGACAAAUCAGAGAGCAGUUCCUCCGCCAGAUGGGAACGAAGCAUGUCGCUACCUUUAGAUUCAGAUACAUCAGAAGAUAGUCUUGGAGAUUCCAAGAUUGGCAGACGUAUGGACCUGGCUCUCUGGGAGCAGGAUGACCGGGUGUUCACGCUGGCGGAGCAAAUCAUUGCCGCCAUGCCAGAGAGGAUAAAGAACGAAAGCACAUCUCUGCUAUCGGCGUGCGGCUUAGACAGCGGCGGAGGAAGCGGAGAAGACACACUUAUGGUGCCACUCCUGGACGAGAACACCACAUUCAACAGUGACUUCACCUUUGAGUUCUGUGACAACACUUACAGGUACUGUGGAGGUUCGACUCCUUGUUCGUCAGGUUCCGUGUCUCCUGGAUCAGCAGCGCUGUCUCCGCCUCCUCCAUCACCUCGGUCUGCGUUGUCCCACCCACCUCUAUGUACAACUCCUUCUGCUACUCUUCAAGAAUUCCUCAACGCUACCACGCACUUCUCUAAUCUUACAUUGAAUGAUCGUGAACAACGAGAACUGUACUCCGCGGCCAUUACAAUUCAGAAGGCAUAUCGCCAGUACCGUGGCAGACAGCUGCAGCGAAGAGCCGCGGCCGCCGCGAUCACCAUACAAAACUGUUACCGGAGAUACAAACAGUUUGCGUACCUGAAACAAAUGCAUGCGGCUGCGACGGUGAUACAGCGCGGGUACCGUGCCAUGCGCGCGCGCAGGAUGGCCACCACACCUAUCAAUAGGAGGACAUACUCACAGAGGCGUCAGAAUCAGGCAGCGAGGAAGAUUCAACAGUUUAUGAGGCAGUCCAAGAUCAAGUUGCAGAACGCACGAGCCGAAAGCGUGAGGGGGGUCCGGCGAUCGCCGGAUGUCCGCCAAAACUCGCUGCAGCGCAUCACCAAUACACCACCCACGCCCAAUAGGAUCGUUGACUACCUAGCCCCUGAAUCACCAAUGAACGUGGACGAAGAUCUUCUACUUGAACUUCUGUUCAAAAUCUAACAACGGCAGUUAUUCUACGGACACAAUACAUUCCCAAAACGAUGUUCAAUUCCAUUGCAAUAUCAAUGGAAGGAUUCUUUUCAUCAUAAUUUUGUUACAAGUCGAAAUAUUCUGUUCAAUUUGUAUGUUGUGAUUGUUUUACAUCGAGUACUUCUACGCGUUAACGCCGACUGCCAUUCACAUAUUCAUUGACUUUCUGACACGACGCACUUUACGAAACAGGUUUUUUAUCGGAGUUGUGAACUGAAUCAGGCCUUGUCUAUUUGAAAUGUUUUCAUUCUUUUGUAAACGUAUUACUUAAUUGUAGAAACAAAAAGUUUUGACUAAUACCUAUCACUUUCCGAUUUAGUUCUUCUUUUUAUCUUAACCACGUUAUGAUUCGGAAUUACAAUUUAUUGAUGUGAUUGAACGGAUUUUCGAUAUCGACUGUUCAUUCGUUCUCAAUCAUUUUCUUCGCAGCGCCAUCUGCGUUAUAUUAACGGAUUAUAGCAAAGCGUGUGACUCUAGGAAGUUAUUAUGUUUUUCCUUAGAAAUGACUUGUUCAGAGUUUAGAUUUCGAUUUAUUCUUUAUUUUAAACUCUUCAGGUCAUAGACAGGGUUAUAUUUAGUAUAAAUUUUAUCGUAUUUGUAUUAUAUUUUCAUAAUGUAUUUUUGAGAUAUUCGUUUAGAACAUUUAUUGGAAUCAUAUUUUUGAAAACUCUAAAUUGCAUGUAAAGUAAUUAAAACCUAGAUCACCAUACGUAUUGGCUGAACAAUAUCGUAAGAUUCGACGCAUUUCUUUCAAAAAUCUACCGAAAAUUCUUCAAAAGUUGUACGCGACAUUUCGCUUUUGACAGUUCAUGUCAAUUGCAAAAGAUUUGAUGAUGAAUUUCAAUGAUAAGUUUUAGUUUGUUUGCUUUGGACUUUAGUAGAUCGAGUCAAAACUUGAAUUCUAUUCUAUGAAUAAUUUCAGCAAUGGAGUUAGUAAAAUAUGUAGGUUAAGUACAAAUUCAAAUUAUUAAAAGCCACUGUUCUUAUAAAGUAGAUGCACUUAGCGUAUAAUACAAUAAACCCGACGAGCUGUGAGUAUUUUGAGAUUUUAUCGUAUUUAAGAGAAAUAAAAGUAAUUACGCAGUUAGUUUCGGUCGAAAGUUUAAACAAUAGGUUUCAUUCCAGCCUAAAUAGUUUUAAUUCUUUUAGUCUAUGCAGUGAAGUGAAGCCUUAGAUAUCAUCGAACAUGAUCUAUCUUCGAGACUCCCUUUAGAUUAGAUCUAACGUUGUCAAGGACCUUCGACCGUUUUAUCAAACUAUCGUUUUCUAUUAGUUAUCUUCGUCUUCUUUCCAACCUAUCUCGUUGAUUUCGUGUUCCUCCUUCCCUAGUUCCUAUUCCAAUAAGUGCGGAUCCCUAAUAUGAAUUUUCAUCAAGUACCUACAUCUAUAAUUAGUUCUUUAGAUAGUGAACUUUUGUUUUUAGAUCCUCGUUAUGCUAACGCCAUACUUACCUAGCGUUCAUGAAGAAAUAAGGUUGUGCACCACUUAAAUAUAGAAAAUAAAAACCUAAAUAUUCCCUUUUUCUGAAUUCUCUGAUAUUUUAACGUAGUAAAAAUAGUAAAGUUUUAUAGUAUAAGAAAUAAUAGAAUAAUCAUAGCUUAACCAUAAGAAGACGUGCUACAGUCGAGAUAUUUUCGAUUCGUAUUUUUAUAAAGCAAAAGUUUCGAACGAAUAAGGACGCUUUGCUUGAGCAGGGCCCUGGUACUUUGUGUUAUCUUACUUACUUCAAACAACUAUCUUGUUUAACUUUCCUCGUUACAUUCUGUUGUAUUAUUUUCACUAGAUCUAUGACUUGGUUCGUUUUAAAAAAAUUUCCUUCUCUCGACAUAAUUUUCAAACUGUUCGUACAUUCCGAUAUAUUCCUGUUUAUUUAGAUUUUGAGAGGCCCAGAGUUGAAAAAGUAGGUAAAAAAGGUUGGUGGAUUCGUAACAAAUUCAAAUAUCCGUUUAAUAUCAAGCGGUGUUUUGUUAGGAAUGUACCAACGUUUUUUCGAUUAGAAGAAAAAUAAACACGCGACGAGGAUUGAGAAAAACCGUCCAGUUGUGGCGGCUUUUGCACCCUCCGGUAGCGAACGGCAGAAGUCGCAAAUAUCGCGAGUUUGCACACAGCGUGACAUCGACGCGUAGCUCGCGAGCGCGGUCCGGCCGGGGGCGCACUAAUACAACACGUAUAUUUCAUAUUUUUGGAUCGCUAAUUUUAAGAUGUUAUAUUUAUAUAUGUAUAUGUAGUAAUGGCGGGUACGAUACCAGUAUUUCGAGAUGUAUUGCGCCAAAAGUUUUGAUGUAUUAAUUUUCCAUAAACGUUAUUCUAUCAUUUCUGUCUUAAUUUUCGAACAAAUAGUUCGUUUAGCUAGUGGUCAUGCGUAUACCUAUAUUUUUAGAUAGCGUGCACGAUUGCUUCUGGAGCGCUGAUAAUGUUAUUAAAAUGCGAAACGGUUGGAGAUAUGAAAAAAUAAGUAAAAAAAAAUAUUUUUCUCUGUAACGCGGAACCUCUGAAAGCAAUAAUAUUUUUGUGGUGAAAUAAACUCCGAUUUGUAAAGAAAGUGUAUUUUAAUAUCCACGCGGUCGUCACAGUACAGUUGAAAUAUAGACGCUUCUUAGUGCCACCGAAGACUGUGUCUUUUUUACUAUCUUCCAUUUUAUUUUAUUACGACGUGAAUAUUGUUUGGAAAAAUGCCAAAAAUUUACAAA
Molecule: messenger RNA, 6829 nt
Organism: Spodoptera litura
Lineage: Eukaryota; Metazoa; Arthropoda; Insecta; Lepidoptera; Noctuidae
Source: RefSeq, a predicted model, not a curated record